Molecule: messenger RNA, 676 nt
Organism: Rosa chinensis
Lineage: Eukaryota; Viridiplantae; Streptophyta; Magnoliopsida; Rosales; Rosaceae
Exons: 4
Coding region: 79-408 (109 amino acids)
Source: RefSeq, a predicted model, not a curated record
GUAGAUCACCUCCAUCUGCCUUCGAAGUACCGUAUGAUUCUUUCCGCAAAGAAUGUGAUUCUAGUGUAGUAGACACUAAUGACAUUAGUUCCUCUGCUGAUGUUGUGGAGGAAGUUAAAUCAAAGGAAUUGGACUAUGACUUCAUUUGCUUUUUCCUCUCAAACCAAAGGGUUGAUCUAUACAGAUCAAUUGAUUGGCGAUGUGAAGAUAUGGUGUCAGGAACUGAUGGUAUCUUGUCUGAGGCUAGAUGGCUUCUUGAUGCAGAUCUUAUUCCAAAUUCCAAUUCAGCAACCAGAGCAAUUGGCUAUGGAGUAUUUGUUAGUGUGUAGGGAGCAAGGAGGUAGUUCUUCACCAAGAGAGUUCUACAACUUUUUGACUGAAUUUCAAAAGGCAUCUAGAAUCUCUUGAUGUACUUGAGAAUUGGGUUUUGGAAUUGUUUGGUAACAUCAUAAAAGGUCCCCAUGUAAAUCUGGAAUUCAAGGCAGAAGGUCCAAUUUGGAAAGCUGGAAAACUUUAUAGGCUAGAGGCUGUUAAAGAUGUUCAGUGGGAGAGGAGAGGCAGCAGCCAAUACACCCAAGCGGAUAUUGAUCAAGUGCGAAAUAAGUGGGGGAAGUUUGUUGUCAACACAUGAGCAAGAGUCAUGAAGUAGCGCGCUUGUUGCUGGUACAUUUUAGAU